Adineta steineri is the source of this 3315-nucleotide messenger RNA. NCBI's taxonomy places the organism in Eukaryota, Metazoa, Rotifera, Eurotatoria, Adinetida, Adinetidae. The record is from the annotation of a GenBank genome assembly.
AUGUCCGUACCAAAUAAAUCUCUUGAUAAAAAUAAACGAUAUGCUGGCGUUAAAGCUAAUGAUUUUGUAAACAAAACUCGAGCAAGUGAAGCAAAUCGAUCAGCUGUUCGUCCUCAAGGAUGGGCAAAUUUAGGAAAAAUUAAUAAUCGACGAAUUCCACCACCAGCUAAUUUACCUAGUUUAAAAAGUGAAACAGGUGUUAAUUCACCUGCAUUUGAUCCAACAAUAACAACAAAUCAUGGUUGGACAUCGAAUGAAAAUUCAACAUCAAUGAAUUCUGUACCUAAUCCAACACAACAACAACUUGAUUCUUUACCAGUUAAUUCACCAACUCCACCACCACCACCACUUCUACAAUCAUCAUCAUCAAUAGAUGCUGAUAAAACUCGUAAUCCACCAACAUGGAGUACAAUAACAGCUGGUACAAAUCCAACUUCUACUGGACCAGCACCUAGUCUACUUGGAUUAAAUGAUUUUCCUCGUUUAGCAACAACAACAACAACAGAAGAUCGUAAAUCUCAAUCUGAAUCAUUAACAAAUAUUUCAAAUCCAACUUUUCGACCAACGAAUUUAGCUAUAUGGAAAGAAGGUGGUGGUAGUCGCGUUCAAUCUUUAUCAAAUGAUAUUCCACAAAAUAUGCCAAAUAAUCCUGGUGCUAAUUUCUACCAACAACAGAUGCCAAAUGUGAGAAUGUAUCCACCACAAAUGUGGGCAUAUGCUCCAUACCCUCAAAUGCCAUUAACAAUGCAUCAACAGCAACAACAACAACCGCCACCACGUGUUCAUACUUUAAAUGAUUAUAAAAGUCCAACAAUAUUACGAAAUAAAGAUAUUGAUGAUUUGUCAAAAAUAACCGAUAAUACAUGGGCAAAUGCUGCAUCUCAAGAAGUAAACUAUGAAGAAAAGAUUCGUUUUAGUGACGACGAAGAUGAACAUAAUCGUCGUGAAAUAAUCGAUUCAAAUAAUAAACCACGUCGAAUGAAACCACAAAUAUUACAACAUCAUCAUCCACGUUUAAUUCAAGAUGAUGAACAUCUUAAACAAAUGCAAGAUAAUAAAAAUUCUGAAUUAAUCAAUGCAUUAACUAUUGCAAAAAAACGACGUGAAGAACAAGAACGUCAUCUUAGAAAUGAACAUCUAAUAUCAAAUAUUGAUGAACAAAAACAAAUACCAGGAUAUCAAACACGUCCAUUAUUAACUUCAAAUGAACAAGAAAAUUAUAAUUCAUCAUCACCAUUAUGGCAAGCAAAUAGAGAUACAACUCGUACACGUCAUGAUACAGCUAAUAGUCAAUCAUCAUUUACUAUGAAAAGUUGGUCCGAUCAAAUGGAUUCUUUUAAUUAUACAUCUUUACAUGAAAAAUCUGGUGGUAGUCAUCUAGAAAAUGAAGAACCAUCGACAGCAAAUAAAUAUAGCCGGUCUCAAAGUGGAUCAAGUUCACAAUCUCAACAUGACAAAGAGCCAGUUAUAAGAAAAACUAAAAAGCUACUACUACUACCUUCGAAAAAACAACAACAAAAAACAAAUUCAAUUCAAACGAAAAAUUCUUUGAAAAAAUCUAAUAAAGUUGAUAGUACAGAUUAUUAUGAUAAUUCAAAUGAUCAAUGGGAUAAUUGGGACGAAUCAACAGAUAAUCAUCAACGACAUCGUCAACAAUUACAUUCAGAUGAUCUUUCAACACAAAAACCAAAUCGUUAUAAUAAACAACCAACAUCAACAAUAAAAACACGUAAUAAUGAUCGACAACAAACAAAUUCACGUUUUAAACAAAAUUCAUCGACAUUAAAUAAAACUAACGAUAAUAAAACUACUACUAAUAAUAAUAAAACUCAACCAGUAUGGCGUCCAUUAUCUCCAAAUCGACCAACAGAAGCUAUUGAUCCAACACCACAAGAAUCAAUGAUAUAUAAAUCUCAACAACAACAACAACAACAAAUAAAUGAUCCUCGUCGUCAGUCAGAAUCUUAUCAACAACGAACAAAUAUUAAUGAUCAUAAACAACAACGAUAUCAAACAAUAAAUACAGCAUCUAUACCACCAUUAAUGAGCGUACGGUCUGAUGUAAAUACAACUGCGAAAUUAUAUAAAACUGCUAAUCAUACAAAUUCAUCACAUUAUGAGGAUGAAAAUAUGUAUUAUGAUUCAAAUUUACAAACCCAUCAACGUUAUAAUCAUUCGAAUGCACAUAAUCGAGGAUAUACAACAUUAGGUUCAUAUGGACGUUAUAGACGAAGUGGAACAGUUCGUCAUCAACAACAAUAUACAACUUAUAAUACAAAUAAUACAUCUGGUAUAUCAUCGGCACCUACAACAAAUAAUGGAGCACGACAGAAAAAGAAUCCUACAAAUCGUACAAAUACAAAUAAUAAAAAAACGAGCCAAUCAUCUGAACAAACAAAACCAACGGUUAUUGAUGAAACGAAUUCUUCAUUAGAGAAACUGAAGAUAACUAAUGAAGAAGUACCAAUGAAGAAACCCAAUGAAACAGCUGUAUUAACUCCAACUACAGAAGUGUUGCCAAAAGAAAUUGGUAAAUCAAAUGAUUCCGGUAAUGGUAUAUCAGAUGAAAAAGUUGCAAUAAAAAAUGAUAAUGAAACUAAUGUUGUACAAACAGAAAAUGAAUCAACAAAAAUAAAUAAAAAAACAACUACAACAACACCGUCAUCAGCGAAUACUAAACGACGUACAAAUAAAGAUCAACAAAAUUAUCAUCAAGAUCAACGAUAUCAAAAUCAACAAGCUCCACGUCAUAGAAAUAAUUAUGCACGAGCAAUGCAAGAAUAUGAUACAAUGCAAAUGUCUGGUACACAUAAUUAUUAUGGUUCAGUUCGUCGAGCAGCACAUGGUGGUGGUGGUCGUAAUUCACAUACACAUGAUCUAUCCAGUAAUUAUUAUUAUGAACAUCCUCAACAACAUUAUAAUAAUCGUUACAAUUAUUCGAAUGAACAUUAUCAACAACAACGUCCAACAAAUAAUAAAAAUUCUAAACGUGGUGGUGCAUCAAUUGUACAAAAUCAACAACAAAGACAACCCAUAGUCAAUGGAAGUGGUGGUGGUGGUGGUAGUAAUAAUAAUAAUAAUAAUAAUUUUCGUCAUCAUUCAAUAAGUGAUAAUGAUCAAAAAGAAGGUGAAGAAUGGGAAACAGCAUCUGAAUCAAGUACAAAUAUGCGUAAUGGUCAUUAUGAUAAUAAUGGAAUAAAUAAUCAACAAACAAAUGAAACAAAAUCAGUUAAUCGUGGUCGAACACCACCUAAGAAAAGUUUUUCCAGUCAAAGACCAAAUGCGCGUCAGAUUUUCAAAUAUACGAAUGCAUGA